CUGACAUUUUUUUCUAUGAAGAAUAACUGGUGUCCGAGGAUUCUGGUGUCAGUUUCACGGACACCGGAAUUCUCCAGUUGUGGAAACAUUAAUUUAAUCCUGGACACAUUCUCUGACCAAAAUCUGGAAUCUAUGGCUAGAGGCAGAACCAGACAAAGGUCUCACUCCUAUUACAAUUUAGAAGACAACACACAGACAGAAAAAACCUGUCUAAGACCUCGAUCCAGGUCUUUUUACAGUUAUGAGACAUCAGAGUUAUACUCAGAAGAAAACAUGGGACACUUUACAACGUGCCUUCUAUUGAGGCAGAUGCAAAGCUCACCUCUCAAGCAUCAAGCAGCUGAAAAGGAGGAAAGAGAAGGGGAUGGGUCGGGCGUUCAGUUCAACUCUAAAAAGUUUAAGCAUAAACCAAACAAGCAUUCACCCACAAGAGAAACUCAUGGCAAUAAAGGCAGUCUCAAGUCAGUGUCCAUGAUGACCAUCUCUGAAGCAGACAACUGGCAGAUUUGUUCCAGCUCUGGGAUGAAGUACGGACAGUUUGUGGACUGGGAGAAAAUUGAUCCUGAAGCUGCAAAAAAUUAUCAGCAGAUCCUACAGAGUGAGCACCAGCAGCUUAAAACUAUGGCUCGAGAAGGCUUUUGGGCCACACCACACACACUAAGGGCCAAAGCUUAUUAUCACAUCAUCCACAGCAUCAAUUCCAUCAGGGCUGUCACUCCAGAUAGAGAUGUCUACUAUGAACUGGCCAAGAAGCUAUUUGGAGAACAAAAAAUCAUCAGCCACCCAGUACCGGAGUACAUGGAGGCUGGAGAAAUACCCAGAUACUGCCUCAACAAAGCGGGCCUGAAUUCUGCUAAAAAGGUUCUUCUUUGCCUUGGACAAUACUUUGUAGACAUGAACUUCUGCCCCAUUCUACCUGCACUGGUUUCCCUCAUCCUCCACUUCAGCGAGGAUGAAGCUGAAUGUUUCUACAGUGUGUCCCGACUCAUCUGCUACAAUGAUCCCAACAAGCGUUAUAUUGACCAGACCUUCCUCACCUACCGUGCCUCCUGUAUGACCUUUGGAGACCUCGCUAACAAGUGCUGCAGAGGCAUACGCAAGCUGAUUGCCAGUUCUCACCAGAACCUGUUUGAGUUUUACUCCGACUGGAUCAUGUGGAUAUUUGCUGAACUUCCGUUCACGUAUGCCAUUAGAGUUCUAGAUGUCUACCUACUGGAAGGCUAUAAGGUCCUCUACAGGGUUGCUCUGGCUCUGCUUGACCUCUAUAAAGUAUCCGUGUCGUCUCGAGUGGCAGAUGUGGAAGACUUCAGAACAGAUAUGAAAAGAUUUGUUCAGAAUGUAGCUCGCCACUGCACAGCUGAGAAGCUCCUGGAAAGAGCCUUCACGAUUACAAUACCCAUAAGGAGGGAGCUUAACCUGCUGUUCAGUGCCAAUAAAGAGUCCCUCAUCCUAAAAGGUGUCAGCAUAGAUGAGAAGAGGACAUCAGUUGAGACAGUGGAUUUCAACAACUUCCGUUCCAGUGUUGUAACAGGGACUGAGAUGAGAGUCAUCUGGGCCUGGAUACCUGAGCGCUUUGCCCUUUUCAGUCCCUUCAGGUUGUUCAGCACAGCCGAGCAUGAAAGAACUCUUGCGUCAUUCUAUUCACAUGUGGAGGGACAUGAACCAGCUGUCCUGAUGAUCAAAACUGUGGAUGAAGAGGUGUUUGGUGCCUUCUUGUCAACAGAUGUAACAGAAAGAAGAAAGCACGACUCAGAAGAACUUGCUUACUUUGGAACUGGGGAGUGUUUUGUUUUUACGCUCCGUCCCAGCAUGGAGCUCUACCAGAGAACUAUGGUCAAUAUAAUGACCCGAAGAGCUUCUCCCGAGCAAAUUCAAGAGAGCAUUAGUGCCUCCCCUCGAGUGUCAACUGACGGCGACAUCCCCUCCAGCACAAGUCUGACCUGUCCUGCUGGGACACCACAAAAUCCCAGCUAUCUGAUGGUUACUGCACUAAUAGAGGAACCCAUGUCUGCCAAAGCACCCAAGAGGCCUAAGGAGCAAGAGGCUUCCAAGUUCAUAGCAGGCAACGACAAUCAGCUUAUUAUUGGUGGUGAUGGGGGCCAUGCUCUGUGCUUGCAAAAAGACCUACGAGAGGGACGCACAGAGCCGUGCCAAACAUUUAAAAGCAUUGCACUCUGCAAGAGAAACUUCAAGAUCCAGUCCCUGGAAGUGUGGGGCAUCCAGAACUCCAUUUCUGUUUCUCAUUGUUUUACUUCUAAGUGAAAUAGAGAGAACAGAACUGUGACUUUUUUUCUUUUUUUUAAACACUGAACCAGUUUUUCUUCAUACGAUUUCAGUGAUUUUGAUUAUUAUGUAGCUUAGAAAUAUUUGCAUUUUUUUUUGUGAAAUGCUAAGUUGUGUAUUUUUUUGUAAAUUAGCUGAGUGAGAUUUUACUUUGUUACUCAAAGUUUAUUUGUAUAGAUUUAGGUCACAUUGCAAUGUCUUAGUGAACUUUACCCACAUAAACAAAGGUUCUAAUCUCAGGACAGCUCUGUAAGAACAGAAGGACGUUCUUUAUGGUUCAUAUAGCACACACAAAUGCCAGUGAUAGAUCUGGGAGAACUAUUUCUAUGAUACUCUAUGAUUACUGAGGCACUACAUUAUCAGUAAUAUCAAUAUAUGUAUAUUUAUUAAAUUCAGUAAAAGAUAAUAUUUGUAACCACACUGUAAAAUCACAACUGAAAACCGUAACCUGAUGUACUUUAUAGGAGUUAUACUGUUAAAUCGUAUUUUAGAUGAGUUUCAUGCAUAAUA
Molecule: messenger RNA, 2793 nt
Organism: Archocentrus centrarchus (flier cichlid)
Lineage: Eukaryota; Metazoa; Chordata; Actinopteri; Cichliformes; Cichlidae
Product: TBC1 domain family member 24-like
Exons: 11
Coding region: 16-2262 (748 amino acids)
Source: RefSeq, a predicted model, not a curated record